Messenger RNA from Eptesicus fuscus (big brown bat), 2148 nucleotides. RefSeq names its product Rac family small GTPase 1 (gene RAC1). The coding region runs from base 70 to 705 and encodes 211 amino acids. Gene Ontology annotation, molecular function: protein kinase binding; GTP binding; GTPase activity. Gene Ontology annotation, biological process: actin filament organization; establishment or maintenance of cell polarity; motor neuron axon guidance. Lineage: Eukaryota; Metazoa; Chordata; Mammalia; Chiroptera; Vespertilionidae. The record is from RefSeq and is a predicted model, not a curated record. The transcript has 7 exons. Gene Ontology annotation, cellular component: cytoskeleton; cell cortex; cytoplasmic vesicle.
GCGCGCCGAGCCCGCCGCUUCCCUCCUCGUUCCCCGGCCGCCGCUGCCGCGGCCCCCCGAGCGGCCCAGAUGCAGGCCAUCAAGUGUGUGGUGGUGGGAGACGGAGCUGUAGGUAAAACUUGCCUCCUGAUCAGUUAUACUACCAAUGCAUUUCCUGGAGAAUAUAUCCCCACUGUCUUUGACAACUACUCUGCCAAUGUUAUGGUGGAUGGAAAACCGGUGAAUCUGGGCUUAUGGGAUACUGCUGGACAAGAAGAUUAUGACAGAUUACGUCCCCUCUCCUAUCCGCAGACAGUCGGAGAAACGUACGGUAAGGAUAUAACCUCCAGGGGCAAAGACAAGCCGAUUGCCGACGUCUUCUUAAUUUGCUUCUCUCUCGUCAGUCCUGCGUCCUUUGAGAAUGUUCGGGCAAAGUGGUACCCUGAAGUUCGACACCACUGUCCCAACACGCCCAUCAUCCUGGUGGGGACCAAGCUGGAUCUCAGGGAUGAUAAGGACACGAUUGAGAAGCUGAAGGAGAAGAAGCUGACCCCCAUCACCUACCCGCAGGGCUUAGCCAUGGCCAAGGAGAUCGGUGCCGUGAAAUACCUGGAGUGCUCAGCGCUCACACAGCGAGGCCUCAAGACAGUGUUCGACGAAGCUAUCCGAGCCGUCCUCUGCCCGCCGCCCGUCAAGAAGAGGAAGAGAAAAUGCCUGCUGCUGUGAACGCUGGGCCUCGCCCCGCGGCCCUGGCCCUGCGAACCUUUGUAUGCUUUGCUCAGAAACGAUGGAGCCUUCGCACUCAAUGCCAAGUUUUUGUUACCAAUUAGCUUUUCCAUAAAACCAUUUUGAACCAAUCAGUAAUUUUUAGGUUUUAUUUAAACAAAUAAGUGUAAGGAUUCAAACUUUCACAUUCUAUUAAAAUUUAGCCCUAAAAUGACAAGCUUUCUUAAAGCCUUAUUUUUCAAAAGCCCCUAUUCCUGCUCAGACAGAGAGUUGCCAAAUUCCUGGUGAACUGAGUCGCAUUGUUGUGCUAAGAACACUAAGCACUAACCUGUUAAAGGCCUUUGUCUUACGGAAGAUGAGCCUCUGGCGUUAGAGAAGGCAGAGCUUACUAAUGAGUUUCACACCAGCCUUCUUUACGAAACGUUGCCAUUCGUAAUUUACCAACCCAUGUUCCUCCUAACAUUGUACUGUACAGCAGCUCCACUCUGGAUUGGUCUUUAUUUCGUAGUGAGACUUUAAACAAUUCGUAUGUUAGCUUUCGCUGAGAUCGUGAGCAGAACCCUUCCUCGAGUUCCUCUGAUGAAGUAUUCUGCUCUCGAGGGCACACUGGGGUGGAGUGUGGAACACCAUGUGAUCAGAGGAUGAAGACAGUAUUUGACAAAAGAUGAAGUGGAGAUUAAUUCACACUACAUUGUACGCGUAUCAAACUGAAUGAAAGGGUCACGGGUAAGAUUUGAAAAGCUAGUUUCUGUCAAAUGCAGUCGAUGGUGAAAGUUGGUAUUAAUCAGUAAGUGUUUUCUUAAGAUUUUCCUUUUUCUUAAACCUGUAAUCCCUCCCACAAUUGGGCAUUUAAUUCAUCUCGGAACUGGUCAUUCCUUAGUUGCUAACUUAGUGCUUUUCUUAUAGACCCCUUUCUCAAUGAGCAAUAUGCCUCCUUGUAUAAAAUCUUUCUUGAUAAUAAUGCAUUAGUUUUUUUGUAGAUUAGUAAAGUGCAUUCCUGUUUUCACGUUCUUUCAUUCAAAGCUAAUAAGUGCUUUCCUUAGUUUUCUAGUAACUAGAUGUAAAAAUCACGUGUUGCAUCUACAGUUUUUUAAGUAUUUUAGAUAUUCUUAAACUACGAACCUUCUUACCACCACUGUCUUGCCAGAUCCCAGCACUGGACCUAGGCCGCUGCUGGCCCCCCCGCCUCCCCGUGUGGUCACGCUUCCUGUGCUCUGCCUAACCAUGUCCCUUUGGGUGGGAGGUUGUGACCUUGUGCUUGUGCUAACGACGUUCUGUACAGCUUACCCACUGGCAAGAACACAAAAUUGGACCUUUCAACCACUAGAACAACAUUUUUUAAAUUGACAUUUGCAGACUUGUGGAGUGUUUUUACAUUGAUCUUUUGCUAAUGCAGUUAGCAGUAUGUUUUGCAUGUAUGACUUAAUAAAUCCUUGAAUCAUA